This is a messenger RNA of Gryllus bimaculatus (two-spotted cricket), 4587 nucleotides long. The record is from the annotation of a GenBank genome assembly. NCBI's taxonomy places the organism in Eukaryota, Metazoa, Arthropoda, Insecta, Orthoptera, Gryllidae.
AUGGAGUGGAGUGGAGGGAUGGAGUGGGUGGAGUGGAGUGAGGAGUGGAGUGGAGUGGAGUGGAGUGGAGUGGAGUGGAGUGGAGUAGGAGUGGAGUGGAGUGGAGUGGAGUGGAGUGGAGUGGAGGAGUGGAGUGGAGUGGAGUGGAGUGGUGGAGUGGGGAGUGGAGUGGAGUGGAGUGGAGUGAGGAGUGAGGAGUGGAGUGGAGUGGAGUGGAGUGGAGUGGAAGUGGAGUUGGAGUGGAGUGGAGUGAUCGGAGUGGAGUUUGGAGUGGAUGGAGUGGAGUGGAGUGGGAGUUGGAGUGGAGUGAGUGGAGUGGAGUGGAGUGGAGUAGAGUGGAGUGGAGUGAGUGGAGUGGAGUGGAGUGAGUGGAGUAGUGAGUGGAGUGAGUGGAGUGGAGUGGAGUGGAGUGGAGUGGAGUGGAGUGGAGUGGAGUGGAGUGGAUGGAGUGGAGUGUGGAGGGAGUGGAGUGGAGUGGUGAGUGAGUGGAGUGGAGUGGAGUGGAGUGGAGUGGAUGGAGUGGAGUGGAGUGGAGUGGAGCGUAUUGAAUCAAAGUUCGAACCAAAAUUUUCAAAAGGUUUGAAAAAAAUUAUCAAGACGGAGACGAGUAAUUUAUAUUGUGCUGAGAAGAAAGCGUUGGGACGGACAAAAGCCGUCCCUCUAUUUCAUCAUGAGGGAGACAAACUUCAUACUAGACUUCCCUGUUGGCCAGUUUUUGAUAUUCAAGAUUACGAACCAGAUGUACCUCAGGGCGAAUAUCCCUUGCUCAUGCAAGCGCCAAACUGGACACGAUCGAAACCCAAAAAAGAAAUGUAUGGAUAUAGUAAGCCAAGUGAAUCUAUUGGAAGCUGCUAUACCCCAACAGCAAAAUUUCUCCGCAUCAACAACAUGCCUCCAAGACGACCUGCACCAUUGCCUGAUUAUUUGGAUCCAGAAGGAAAACUUUGUUUCCCCCCUAAAAGACUAAAGAUUGUAAAGAAGAGGAAAACUACAGAAAUUACAGAUGAGGAUGUUGGAAUAGUAAAAUUGAAGGAUCUUUUGAAGCAACAUGCUACUGAACGUAGUGCAACAAAGAAUAGAAAAUCAGCAGAAAAGGAGAUGGCACAUAAUAUACGAAAAGAAAUGAAACAACAGCUUAAAGAUGAAAUAAAUAGGAAAAUUGAAGCUAUAAAAAUGUCACAACUAGAAGCAAUUGAACCAAUUCACCCUGAUGAUCAAUUGAAAAUGUUGAAGAAAAUUGUUGAAGAAGAACAAAAACAAGAAGUUAUGGAUGAGGAUCUUGUGAAAAUAGCACAUUAUCUUGAUCAAGGAAUAGAUUAUGAUAUGAUUGAACCAUAUCCUGGUUAUUAUUUGAAGAACGCCAAACGUCUAAUAAAAGACAACCUUCUCAACAAUGAACGAUAUGAAGAAUUGAUUUUUAAACUGGAAGCUGAAAUUAAAAACGAUUGGAAUUUGAGUCUUCGACAAGCAAUUUUGGAAUAUAUUUUACUUGAUCCUGAUGAAUGGACUCGUUUAGAUAUUUACACAUAUCCCAUACCAUAUGGAAUUGUCAUAAUUCGUGCACCUGUUCCUUGGCAUAAUAAUUAUGUAAUUAGUAAGCAACUAAUAUCUCAUAAGUUGUUCAUUGGUAAUGAUGUUCUUCUUAGAAUUCGUGACCUGUGGUCACAAAGUUUUUCUCAUCUGUUAGUGGUUCCAACAGAGACUAUUAGGGAACAAUUAGCUUUGCCUUGUCAGUGGGAAGAUCUCAACAGUUUAGUAGACAAGUGCUGUUCAGACAUCAAUCGGAUACUGAAUAAUGAGUGGCUACCUAAGUGUGCUGAAAUAUUUUUGGAAAUGAAAUCUUCUUGGGAGUAUCUGGUGCCACAGAAAAUGGGCGAGUCAUUGCUAUUGGUCCAAACAUUUUUUGACUCUGCUAGUAGUCUUGUGGCUCUUGAAGUUCGUGACCUAAUUUUAAAGUCUUUGAUGGAGUUAUUAUCUUUUAUUGUUCAAUACAAGGAUGGAAAUGACUUUGGGGAAAAAUAUGAAGAUUGUGUCUUGAACAAACAACCUCUCAUCACAAUGAAAGUUCUUCCUGUUCCUGGAAAAGCUGAGUUUACAUUUUCCCCAACAGCAGAUCAUAUACGAGAUUUUAUUCGACUAUUAUUUAGAAAGAUUAUUAAUGUCAAUACGGCAGUACCUCGCAUAGAAGCCAUUCUCUUUCCAGGCAAUCAUUUAAUCUUGAAACCAGUGAGGGAAUCAGAAGAAGAAAUUAGUGAUCUCAUUAAAGAAGCAGUAGAAGCUUUUGAUACAAAUAUUGUUGGUCCUAUUGCUUAUAUGCGAGAAUAUGAACCUUACUUUUUUAUUCUUGAUGGCUCAUUGGAAAGGUCAACCAAAGAGUUCAUGAGUCAAGACCCAGAACCUCUACUAGAGGAUUAUAAAAUGCGUAUUAAAGGCCACAAAGCAUUAAAAGAAAAAAUAGCAUUGUUGAGAAAUACAAUACCUUUGAAUUUCCUCAGUUUAGAUUGCAGUGAGCUCAAUGAAAUUCUGUGGAAAAUGGUAGACGAUGAUGAAGCUGUAAUGGUGAAUCAUCAUGUCUCAGAAAACAGAACUUUAAACAGAGGGAUUUGCAAUGUGUUUGAAGAAAUGUCUGACAAAGUUAGUGAGUUACCUGAAUCAACAGCUGAGCUUGUUGAACUUUGUAAAUACCACGCUGAGUGCCGUGAUGUAACAAUGUUCAACUUACGAGAAAAGAUACGCACAGCAGCUCAGAAUGUUCUGUUUCUUAUGAGUCAUGCUCUUCUAUCACCUGAAGACAUAUUCCUCAACUCAAGAGUAUUUGUGUGGCCUGCUGAUAUGGAAGCUGUACUAGAAUUAAGUCAACAAAGAUUAGCACAUCGUCGGGAAAUGGUUGAAAUUGCUCUAAAAACCAAAAGAGAGGAAUUUGAUGCACGACUUGUUCAGCACCAGAAAGAACUGGAAUUCUUUAAAAAGAAAGACCCUCCGAUUCUUACUAUGGAAGAUAUGGAAGAAAAUGCUGAAAUUGCCAAGAAGCUGUUAUCAAUAAUAAUGGAAGAUAAAAAAGAUGGUGAUGCAAUUAAUAAAGAGGAGGUAUUAUUGGAUCUUGCACCAUCACCCUUCGUAAUAUUACAGCAGAUGGUAUCUGGGAUUACCCCUCUAGAAUUAAUGUGGAGGACAGUUUUGAAAUUUCAUAAGAAUUAUGACAAAUGGUACUAUGGUCCAUUCAGUGAACUAAAUGCUGAAGAAAUUGGCCUAGAAAUUGAUGAAAUGUUUAAAACACUGUACAAGUUAGCAAGGCAGUUACAAGAUGCUCCUGGAGCGAAACGCAUUGCAGAGAUGGUGCGAGCAAAAGUGGAAAAAUUUAAACAGUUUAUCCCUCUGUUACAUGUCAUCUGCAACCAAGGACUACAGGAAAGACACUGGAAGGAGAUAAGUGAGGUAGCUGGAGUAGAUAUUACUCCAGAAAAAUAUCCAUCUUUGAAUGAUAUGGUUGAGGCAGGUUUAAUGAAGUAUGUCACUCGAUUAGAUGAAAUAAGUGUUUCUGCAACCAAGGAGUAUGCUUUAGAGCAAAACCUACAGAAAAUGAAGGAAGAAUGGGCAGAUAUUGAAUUUGAAUGUGUUCCAUACAGGGAUACUGGUACUUACAUUCUGACAGCUGUUGACGACAUUCAGCAGAUGUUGGAUGAUAAUAUAUUGAAAGCUCAAACUAUGCGGGGCUCCCCCUAUGUGAAACCAUUUGAAAAGGAAAUGCAUGGUUGGGAAAGCAAACUCAUCACUAUGCAAGAUAUAUUGGAUGCUUGGUUGCUGUGUCAAAGUACAUGGAUGUAUUUAGAGCCAAUAUUCAGUUCUGAGGAUAUUAUGCGUCAAAUGCCUGAAGAGGCUAGGAAAUUUAAGCAUGUAGAUGGAGUUUGGCGUAGCAUUAUGGCUAAUACAAACAAAGACAAACGUGUAUUGAAAGCAACAGAGUUUCCUGGAAUGUUAAAAUUGUUGAGAGAAAACAAUAAUUUAUUGGAUGAAAUACAGAAAGGAUUGAAUGACUAUCUGGAGAAGAAAAGACUGUUUUUCCCAAGGUUUUUUUUCUUAUCAAAUGAUGAGCUCCUAGAAAUUUUGUCUGAAACGAAGGAUCCUUUGAGGGUUCAACCACAUUUGAAGAAAUGUUUUGAAGGAAUUAGCCAGCUUGAUUUCACUCCACAACAGGAAAUAGUUGGAAUGAUGUCAGCUCAGAAAGAAACAGUUCCCUUUUCAGGAUCUAUUUUUCCUCUUGAAGCCAAGGGUCUAGUGGAGAAAUGGCUCGUAGAAGUGGAAGCCCAAAUGAGAAUUUCACUGAGAGACAUUGUCACAGAAGCAGUUGCUGCUUAUUUUGUCACUCCAAGAAAUCAGUGGGUGUUAAAUUGGCCAGGACAGAUUGUUCUUUGUGUUGGAUGUAUUUAUUGGACUGCAGAAUGUGCAGAAGCCCUUGAAGAAAGAACUGUCAUGAUCUAUAAGAAAAAGUGUGAUACACAAAUUGAAGAUUUAGUAACAUUAGUUCGAGGAUUUUUAUCACCAGGGGCCCAAAUAACAAUAUGUGCAUUAAUUGUUAUUGAUGUUCAU